GGUUAGCUGAGUCUGAAAUGUGAAUUAUUUAUAGAGAGCCAAACUUGGAGGAAAUAGUAAAAAAUUGAGGGGAAGACAUGGGAAAAGCUUGGGUAGGCCUGGUGGUAUUGCUGUGUUUGAUUGUCACGGCCAUCGCCGAACAAUGCGGUCGUCAAGCUGGCGGGCAGACAUGUCCCAACAACCUAUGCUGCAGCCAGUACGGUUGGUGUGGAAACACCGAAGAAUACUGUUCCCCUUCUAAGAACUGCCAGAGCAACUGCUGGGGAGGCGGCGGCGGUGGCGGUGGCGGCGGCGGCGGUGAAAGUGCUUCUAAUGUCCGCGCCACAUAUCAUUACUAUGAGCCAGAGCAACACGGGUGGGACUUGAACGCCGUGAGUGCUUAUUGCUCAACUUGGGACGCUAGCAAACCUUACUCAUGGCGCAGUAAAUAUGGCUGGACCGCUUUCUGUGGUCCCGUUGGUCCUCGUGGCCGUGAUUCUUGUGGAAAGUGCUUGCGGGUGACAAAUACAGGAACAGGAGCAAACACAAUUGUGAGAAUCGUAGAUCAGUGCAGCAACGGAGGGUUGGAUUUGGACGUGGGAGUGUUCAAUCGGAUAGACACAGAUGGAAGAGGAUAUCAACAGGGGCAUCUCAUUGUUAACUAUCAGUUUGUGGAUUGUGGGAAUGAGCUCGACCUCACCAAACCUUUACUCUCCAUCCUCGAUGCUCCCUAAUUAAUACUAGCUCUCUGUAAUAAACAAUAAAGUGAAUGUGUGAGUUGCAGAUCUAGAGUCUUUCUAUUCGGAAAGACCUAUAUAUAGAAUUCAUACUCACGUGCUCUGAAUAAUUAAUAUUUUGUUGUCUCCAUCA
Glycine soja is the source of this 849-nucleotide messenger RNA. Its product is annotated as pro-hevein-like. Bases 78 to 713 code for a protein of 211 amino acids. Gene Ontology annotation, biological process: defense response to fungus; defense response to bacterium. Lineage: Eukaryota; Viridiplantae; Streptophyta; Magnoliopsida; Fabales; Fabaceae. Gene Ontology annotation, molecular function: RNA nuclease activity; chitin binding. The record is from RefSeq and is a predicted model, not a curated record. The transcript has 2 exons.